GUGAAUUUUGAAAUGUUUUCGAGGUCCAUAAGUAUCGACCAUGUAAAAUAAGAUUUUUGUUUUGUUUUGUUUUGUUUUGAGUCAUGUUGAACAUUUCACUUCAUAAGUGAAUGCCAAAUAAGUGUGUGAUGGAUUCUAAACGACUCUCAGCAAACGUGCAAAGUAACAGAAACACAGACUUAACCCAGAGUACAGAGGAUGACCCUUUGAUUGAUGGGCCGCUCAUAUCCAAAGAUGCAUUAGAGUCAUCCAUCAAAAGAGAGUUCCAGAAAUUACCCACUGCCUGGACAGCAGGAUUACUGAUGGUAGUACAUGUGGUGUUGGUGGGCCUGUGCGUGACCCUGGCAGUGGUGUGCGUGCUGGUGGGCAACCAUGCAGAGGAGUGCGAGGUGGCGCUCUCCGGGCUCGACACCGUUGCUGCAGUGUUGCUGGCCAAGACGGCCCUGUGGCUGCUGGUCUUCCUGUUUGAGAGGUGCGUGCAGCACCAGCACAGCAUGGCGAGGAGGAGAGGAUACCUGCGCUUCUACAGGGUUACCAGGGAGCUGCAGCACAUGCCCCUCCUCAUACACUCUGCAGGUAAUGCAGCAGUACUGGUAGUCAUGGCACCCUCCUCUAUUUUGGACAAAAGGGUCAGAAAUCUCUCAGUGUAUUUGUUGAUCGUCAUCAUCUGUGUGGAGCUACUCGCCUCCAUCAUAUGUCUGACCAAAUACACAGUGCAUGUGUUGCGGUUCAACAAGCAGAGUCCAAGCCCAGAUGUCAGUGAGGAGGAGCACUCCCACACAUUCUCUGCAGGCACCAGUGUCACGCGCACAGAGACGGGUUUCAGGGAUGGCUCUAGCCUUGAAGAGGUGGUGGAGAAACAGGCUGACCUGAUAGAGUAUCUGAAGCAGCACAACACGCAGCUGAGCAAGAGACUCCUGGCCUUGUCCUCCCAGCAGGCCAGGGCCUGAGCCCGGGAAACAGGGGCCUGAGACUGAGCUCCUUCUAACUGCCUUCAUCUCCGCACUUUAAACAUGCACGUGUGUCCGUGUUGACUGACAGUUGUGGUCAUGGCUGACUAAUCACAGGGCUUCUAAUGGUGAAAAAGAGCCUUGGUAACCUCUCCCUAACAACGCUUCUUUCAUGUUCCCAUGGUGACAAACGCGUUAAGCGUUUUGCUGCAAUAUGUUAUACGGGGGACUCUUGAAGAUGUAUUAAUUCAUGAUCCCCAUCUUGAUCACUGGCAAAAAUGUAAGUGUCUUUAUUUUGUUUGUUUGUUCAUAUGGAUCUAAAUUGCAUUGAUGAGGGUUUUUUAGCCAUUCUAUGUUUGAACUAGGUACUGUAUUUUUCAUGUUUAAUUCAGUGUGUUUUGUAUUGACUUGUUUUUUGAUGGAAGAUGUGAGCUUUUCCCAUAAUAAAAUUUAAUUUGUUGAAGCAGUGAAA
Molecule: messenger RNA, 1422 nt
Organism: Electrophorus electricus (electric eel)
Lineage: Eukaryota; Metazoa; Chordata; Actinopteri; Gymnotiformes; Gymnotidae
Gene: tmem192
Product: transmembrane protein 192
Cellular component (GO): late endosome; lysosomal membrane
Source: RefSeq, a predicted model, not a curated record